AUGCCAGCUUCAUUGUUGGAUUUAUUAAACCUGGGGUGUGUUGGUCGUAGCUCCCAAGUAAAGGAAGUUUGGCUUAUUUGUUUCACCAUUACUUUGUGGUUUAUAUGGAGAGCUAGAAACAAAAUUAAGCAUGAUAAUUGUGUGGUUACUGUGGAGGCUACGAAGAGGUUAAUUAUAGGCCAUGUUCAACCUGCUAGUAAACUAGCCACAGGGAGCAUGUAUAAUUCAGUGGUUGAGCUUCAAAUCUUAGAAUUUUUUGGGGUUAGUUUGCGACCUCGUCGGACUCCAAGGAUUAUUGAGGUUAAUUGGAUUCCUCCAAUUAUGGGAUGGGUGAAGAUUAAUACAGAUGAUGCAUGGCAACGUGUUUCGGGAAAAGCAGGUUACGGUGGAGUGUUUAGGGACUAUCAGGGCUCUUUUAAGGGUGCUUUUGCUUCUAAUCUUGAGAUUCCUAGUUCCGUCGAUGCGGAGAUCAUGGCGGUUAUUCAGGCAAUUAAGCUUUCUUGGGUUAGGGAGUGGAAGCACAUUUGGCUUGAAGUUGAUUCAGCUAUGGUACUUAAUUUCCUGUGUGCACCCCAUCUUGUUCCAUGGAGGUUCCGUGUUGCUUAG
Molecule: messenger RNA, 606 nt
Organism: Rosa rugosa (rugosa rose)
Lineage: Eukaryota; Viridiplantae; Streptophyta; Magnoliopsida; Rosales; Rosaceae
Exons: 1
Coding region: 1-606 (201 amino acids)
Molecular function (GO): RNA-DNA hybrid ribonuclease activity; nucleic acid binding
Source: RefSeq, a predicted model, not a curated record